GCCUUGUAUCGUAAAAGAGAUACAGGUUUUAACCUAGGUAAUACCAGAUCAAACGGCUUUAACAUAAGUUUCUGACAAAAUACAGUUGUAAGUUUUCAUUUAAAAUUUGAAUAAUGGAUGAAAGUGCCAUCAGAAGAAGAGGUUUUGAGGACAUGGAGCUUAUUGUAGAGGGGAAAAAGGUAAAGACAAAUAGCGCUCUUCUGUGUUACAACUCGAGCGUCCUGGCAACGUUAAUUUCGAACGCACGCGCCACAAGAGAAGCAGCAGACGAGAAUGAAUGCCUUUCAUAUUGCACGAAAAGCGAAGCGGACAGGCUUAAGUUAGAGAUGCCAAAUCUAAAAUUCCAAGAUGUGAACCUAAUGGUCAGGUGUCUGCAGUCAAACAGUUUUGCAAAGGAAGAUAUAACAGGAGCAAAAGCUUUGCGCAUUCUUCCUCUAGCAGAACAAUUCCGAAUGAAGCGUCUUCGAAAUAUAUGUGGCAACGCUCUUUACGACUCUCUUGCUACAAUGAGAAGAGAUCUUGGCGCUGGAUGCCUCUCGUGCCUUGAAGUUCUGCAAUACCUAGCAGCUGCUGAUUUGUACAGCUUUGAUAAUGUCAGGAAGCUAUGUUUACUUGAAUUAGCAGUUCACACGGAUGCACCAAGCAGAAAACUGAUACUUCGAGACAAACAUAUCAACGAAGGAACAAAAUUGGAAAUCAUGGACAAAAUAUGUGAUAACAUGGAUAAAGAUUACGAUGGCAAAUUGAAACAAAUCCGGAUUGACAUGAAUCAAACACAUAGUGAAACAGAACAAAGAGUAGAUACAUUUAUAAAGCAGCUAGAUAUAUGGAAGAACGAUUUCACACAAGAAGUUAACGACAUGGUAACACGCAAAAAAGAUGUACACAAGCAAUUAAUCAACGAAAUGGAUCUAGAAGACAUAGCAAGCCACAUGGAUAAAGCACUGAAAGAAACAAAAUUAAGUCUAGUUAAAGAGAUGUUUGUCAUCAAAAAGGAGAUACAAAGAGUAUAUGCACUCAUGGAAACAAAGAAAACUAUCAAGAAGCCAGAAGCAGAACGUCUAAGCAAAACGCUAGAAGAAUUUAUGUCAAACAACACGCAGAAAAUAGACCGUAUUGCAGAUACUAUAGAGAAUAAGAUGAGUUUGUGUUACCGAAGUAAAGAGAAUGUACAAGCUUUUAAUUCUGCCAAGAAACUAGAAGAAAAUGUAUGCAACACUUUCAAAGAAUGGGAAACGGAGAUGCAAACAUUAGCUGAGGACCGGAUAAAGUACAAAGAAGAAAUAACUUGCCAUGAGAAGACAAAAGCGGAAUUGAUGAAGAUGAAAAUGAAGGAACAUAAGCUUAAUACUUGGCUGAAGUGGGCGACACCGGCGUCAGAAGACGUUAGAAAAUGUCAUUGUUUUAGGCACACUGUGCCAAGAAAAUAACUUUUAAAGUAAAAUUGAGGUGUGAAAUUAGAACGAAAAACGCGUCAUAAAAUUAAAACAAAAAUUGAUUGAAGUAUUGACUGAAGUCAGAAUUAAGAACGUAAAGUAGUCAGUCAAGAAGACAAUGUUACGUUUUGACUAUAGCACUUGUUUGUAACGACAAUUGUUAGAAACAGUAAUGUUUCCUAAGUGUGUCUUGUGGUAUUGCCUCUGAUCGUUCUAAGGUUGUUUCCUGCUUGCUCCUUCUUCUUGCAUGUUUGUCACUUAUAUGUUAUUAUUACUGCAUUCAUUAGUGUUUGUGUAUGCAUAAGCUUGUGGUAUUGCCUCUGAUAGUUCCAAGGUUGUCCCCUGCUUGUUCCUUCUUCUUGCAUGUUUGCCACUUAUAUGUUAUUAUUAUUGCAUUCAUUAGUGUUUAUGUUUCCAUAAGCUUGUGGUAUUGCCUCUGAUAGUUCCUAAGGUUGUUCCCUGCUUGUUCCUACUUCUUGCAUGCUUGUCACUUAUAUGUUAUUAUUACUGCAUUCAUUAGUGUUUGUGUAUGCAUAAGUUUGUGGUAUUGCCUCUGAUAGUUCCAAGGUUGUCCCCUGCUUGUUCCUUCUUCUUGCAUGUUUGCCACUUAUAUGUUAUUAUUAUUGCAUUCAUUAGUGUUUAUGUAUGCAUAAGCUUGUGUUAUUGCCUCUGAUAAUUCUAAGGUUGUUCCCUCUUCUUGCAUGCUUGUCACUUAUAUGUCAUUAUUAUUGCAUACAUUAGUGUUUAUGUAUGCAUAAGCUCAGUUGGUGUGUACGUGUAUACAUUUACACUUACCCAUUCUCUGAUGUGGAGUGCUGGAUUGUGGCUUUUCAUGUCGCACUUUUAUCUUUGUUUUCUUAAAACAGAAGAGAUACAGCAGUAUUUGCAACAGCACACCGUAAAACAUUUAUUGUUUCAUGUAUUGGCAUAUGAAUUUUGAAGUUUACUGGAAACAUUUCUCAGUUUACACAAUGGAGUUAAAUACUGUAUAGUGAUAGUAUCAGAUUUAGUUUAGCUAAUAGCAAUCCAGCAGUAUACUUCUAUGCAUGUACAUAUGCCCCUACUAGAGCUAGUUAUAAACAAGAUAUUAAUUAAUAUUUUAAAGAAGAAUACGGUUUUUUGUUGCAUCCUACUGAGACGAAUAAGUUUGUGUUAUUAUCUGGAAAAUAGUGGUUUAAUGAGGCACUGUCAACAAAUAGAAUGUAUUCUAACAGGUAAACAAGCUUUGAAAGUAUGUUAAAAUAACGAUGACUAGAUAAGCAUUAUUCCGAGAUAUUUUUGUUGGUGUAGAUGGUGGUAUCAAACACUGGCGUAGUUUGUUUCAGUUCAGCUAUACUCUUCAAAAAGAAGACAAAGGGAUCGAAAGUACGUUUAAUCGUUUCAUUGCUUUUCUUAUAUUCAGUUCGAUUGUUUGUAUUGUACACGUAAAUAUAUAUUUCGCUGAAAACCAACUACAUUGUAUUUUAAUGAAUUUAACAAAACAAAACACUUCAUUGUCAUCUCGUUUGACAAAACAAAACAUUU
This is a messenger RNA of Mercenaria mercenaria, 2960 nucleotides long. RefSeq lists its product as uncharacterized. NCBI's taxonomy places the organism in Eukaryota, Metazoa, Mollusca, Bivalvia, Venerida, Veneridae. The record is from RefSeq and is a predicted model, not a curated record. The transcript has 2 exons. Gene Ontology annotation, molecular function: protein binding. Bases 114 to 1430 code for a protein of 438 amino acids.